Messenger RNA from Hemibagrus wyckioides, 1734 nucleotides. RefSeq names its product nei-like DNA glycosylase 1 (gene neil1). Gene Ontology annotation, cellular component: nucleus. Lineage: Eukaryota; Metazoa; Chordata; Actinopteri; Siluriformes; Bagridae. The record is from RefSeq and is a predicted model, not a curated record. Bases 299 to 1525 code for a protein of 408 amino acids. The transcript has 10 exons. Gene Ontology annotation, molecular function: DNA N-glycosylase activity; zinc ion binding; nucleic acid binding. Gene Ontology annotation, biological process: base-excision repair.
UCAGCCCUCACCUCCCGCUUCAGAAACAUGGCGGUGUUUUGGAAAGUAUCGUAAGUAUAUUUUCUGAAGGGACAGUAAAGAAAUAUUUUAGCUGAUUUUUAUCCUCUACAGCUGUUAGAGAUAUCGCAUAAUUGUGCCACAACCUGAACUGGAUUAAAUCCUCUAUCUCUUUUUGCACUCAGUUAUAGGAAUAAUUUGUAAAGCCAAACGACUCGAACCGUUUACUUGGGGAUUUUUUUUGACCUCACUUAAGUCCGCCAUUAAUAUCCAGCUGAUCUGAAGUAACGUCCACAUCGCAAUGCCCGAGGGUCCUGAGCUGCACCUGGCCAGUGUGUUCGUGAACACAGCAUGUGCAGGGGUGAUUUUCUCCGGCUCUGUGGAGAAGUCUGAGGUGAGUAAAGGAGCCGAGGUUCACUUUAAUAGCGAGGCUUACCAAAUCAGAGCCACGUCCAGAGGGAAAGAAGUUCGACUCACACUCACUCCCAUCAAAACUGACCAACGGAAGGACAGCAAAUCAGGACUGAACCAGGCGCCCAUGGAUGUGGUCUUCCGGUUUGGGAUGUCUGGCAAUUUCACCUUCACUACGAAAUCAGAUCUCCCAAAACAUGCCCAUCUGCGAUUUUACACCAAGGAGGAUCCUCAGAGAGUGCUGAGCUUCGUCGAUGUCCGCAGGUUUGGCAGCUGGCAGCCUGAUGGACACUGGCAGAAAGACCGAGGCCCCUGUGUUAUGUUGGAGUACAAGAGCUUCAGGGAGAAUGUUUUGUCCAAUUUGUCAGACAAGGCGUUCGACAGGCCGGUGUGUGAGGCUCUUCUAAAUCAGAAGUACUUCAACGGGAUCGGUAACUACCUUCGAGCAGAGAUUCUGUACAGAUUAAAGAUUCCUCCCUUUGUGAAAGCAAGGACUGUGUUGGAGGAACUCAAACCACAAUAUGAAGAGACAAUGAACAUUAAAGAGGAGCCUGGCACAGACGUGGAAGAGAAAGCUGGUGUGGAUGAGAAGAAAACUGAGAGUCAAGAUCUCCUCUCUCUCUGUCACACUGUACCACUGGAAGUGGUUAAUCUGGGUGGAAAAGGUUAUGACCCACAGAAGAGAGAUUACACAGAAUUGAUGUCCUGGAUGCAGUGUUACAGCGUUGAUGGGAUGAAUUCACUAAGAGACCACAAUGGAAGAACUAUAUGGUUUAAGGAUGUUCCUGGUCCAAUGGCCCCUAAAGGGUUCAAAUCUUCCAAGGCAAAGAGAAAAAUAAAGAAAGAUGUCUAUACAGACACAGGAAAGGAAAAGCUUGUAAAGAAGGAAGCAGGGGCUGGAAAAAGGGUGAAGGAUGUGGCUAAGAAACAGAGUGGCGCCAGACGACAGAAUGCCAGCAAGACUGGAGCAGGAGCGGAAGCUGACAGAAAAAGACCAAACACGCGCAGUUCAACGGGGCUACGACAAACCAAAGCUGAGAGUACAACAAGACAAAAAGCUAACACUAAAGCUAAGGCCACCAGCAAACCUCGUAGGAAGAGCAGCAGAACUGCUUAGGAGCGGCUUCUUUAAUAUAAAAUAAUAAAUAAACAUGUAAUAAACUGCUGGAUCAACAGGCAGCUGUCUAGCAGUUUCUCAGGGGUCCAACCUUCUGACCGGUAUUUUAAAGUCUUAACCACUGAGCUAUCACUUUCUUUAUGUGACAGAACACUUGUUUAGUAGAUGUACUGUAUUUUUAUUAUAUAAACCCUUAUAUUCAAAAUCUU